Messenger RNA from Cucurbita maxima (winter squash), 1356 nucleotides. Its product is annotated as thaumatin-like protein 1b. The record is from RefSeq and is a predicted model, not a curated record. NCBI's taxonomy places the organism in Eukaryota, Viridiplantae, Streptophyta, Magnoliopsida, Cucurbitales, Cucurbitaceae. The transcript is spliced from 3 exons. Gene Ontology annotation, cellular component: extracellular region. Gene Ontology annotation, biological process: defense response. The coding region runs from base 64 to 1032 and encodes 322 amino acids.
GAGCGGUAGAAUUAGAAUUAAAUAAAGAAAGCGGAAAAAAGAGAGAAAGCAAAAACAGAGCAUAUGCUAAGGGAUGUGUAUUUCUCUCGCAACAAGGAAGGUAAAGUUCUUCCAAUCCCAUCAAAACCCCAAUCUUAUCUCUUUUCCUUCAAUCUUCCGAUGGAUCGCUCACUCCUCCUCGCCACUCUUUUCACUCUUCUUCUUCUCCCAGAUGUUCAAUCGACGUCUUUUAAGUUAAUCAACAAGUGUCGGACCACGAUUUGGCCGGGUCUGUUAUCAGGCGCCAACACCCCCCAGCUUCCGACCACCGGCUUCGCCCUCCGCAGCGGCAAAUCCAAGAUCGUUCCGGUCCCGAAAUCUUGGUCCGGUCGGUUAUGGGCUCGGACCCUUUGUGGAUUAGAUUCAGAUGGGAAGUUCUCUUGCCUCACCGGCGAUUGUGGGUCGGGUAAAGUGGAGUGCGAUGGCGGCGGCGCUAAACCACCGGCCACCUUGGCGGAGUUUACUCUCAACGGCGCCGAUGGGCUUGAUUUUUACGACGUCAGCUUGGUCGACGGUUAUAAUCUUCCGAUGCUGGUUGUGGCCAAAGGUGGAACCAGAGGCGGUUGCGCUGCUACCGGCUGUUUGGUGGAUUUGAACGGCGCGUGUCCAUCGGAGCUUCGAGUAGCGCGUGGUGGUGGUCGUGGUGGAAGUAGCGUGGCUUGUAGAAGCGCGUGUGAGGCUUUUAAUGCUCCGCAAUUUUGUUGCAGUGAGGCGUUCUCUACGCCUGACACGUGUCGUCCUUCUGUAUAUUCGGAGUUCUUCAAACAUGCUUGCCCACGCUCUUAUAGCUACGCGUAUGAUGACAAAACCAGCACUUUCACGUGCGCAUCCGCCGACUACCUUAUCAUAUUUUGUCCACUACCCUACACCAGUCAGAAAGUAUUGAGUGCAAGGAAAGACGGGGCAGCGUUACCGCUCGUGAACAAGACCAUGAUGUACUUGAGAAGCCGAAGAUCGAUCAGUGUUCGAUCGGCAGGUUUAACUCAAUACUAAUGCCUAUAAAUCAACAAAAACCAUGCUGCCUCCUUGUGUUACUGACAUCACAGCCUUCCCUGUAAGUUUCAGGCUUAUAGUCUCGAAACGAGGUGUCGAGGGACGGAGAGGGGAGUUCGAGACGGGCGUAUCGGCGACGAUAGGGGAGACAGCAUACUCAAAAAAUGGAAGGCUUUUUUGUUUAUACACAGUUGAAGUUGAUUGAUAUUAUUGUUUUGGAAGAAUUCAGAUUAUUUUUUAUUUUUAAUUUGAUGGAAUUAUGGAGUAAAAACCGACACUAAAAAGCAAUAUCGAUUAUGUGAGAUUCACGUGGUUGGAUUCUCU